This is a messenger RNA of Triplophysa rosa, 1482 nucleotides long. It is a transcript of the gene eno3, whose product is annotated as enolase 3, (beta, muscle). Gene Ontology annotation, biological process: glycolytic process. Gene Ontology annotation, cellular component: phosphopyruvate hydratase complex. The transcript has 12 exons. The record is from RefSeq and is a predicted model, not a curated record. The coding region runs from base 85 to 1386 and encodes 433 amino acids. Gene Ontology annotation, molecular function: phosphopyruvate hydratase activity; magnesium ion binding. NCBI's taxonomy places the organism in Eukaryota, Metazoa, Chordata, Actinopteri, Cypriniformes, Nemacheilidae.
GCGCGGCUGAGGUGAAGGCGCGCACUCGCCGCCCGUCACACCUCGAGACAGACAGACAGACAGACAGACUCUUUCUCUCUAAGGAUGUCCAUCACUAAAAUUCACGCUCGCGAGAUCCUCGACUCCAGAGGAAACCCCACAGUCGAGGUGGAUCUCUACACGUCUAAAGGUCGUUUCAGGGCAGCUGUUCCCAGCGGUGCCUCCACUGGAGUUCAUGAGGCGCUGGAGCUCCGAGAUGGAGACAAAACUCGCUACCUGGGCAAAGGCACCCAGAAGGCUGUGGAUCAUGUGAACAAGGACAUCGCACCCAAACUGAUUGAGAAGAAGUUCAGUGUUGUUGAGCAGGAGAAGAUCGACACAUUCAUGCUGGAGCUCGAUGGAACUGAGAACAAAUCUAAGUUCGGCGCUAAUGCUAUCCUGGGUGUGAGUCUGGCUGUUUGUAAGGCGGGCGCUGCUGAGAAAGGCGUUCCUCUGUACCGCCACAUCGCCGAUCUUGCAGGAAACAAAGACGUCAUCCUCCCUGUGCCGGCGUUUAACGUCAUCAACGGCGGCUCGCACGCGGGAAACAAACUGGCCAUGCAAGAGUUCAUGAUCCUGCCGGUGGGGGCCAAAAACUUCCACGAGGCCAUGAGGAUCGGAGCUGAGGUUUACCACAACCUGAAGAGCGUCAUCAAAGGGAAAUACGGCAAAGACGCCACCAACGUGGGUGAUGAGGGCGGCUUCGCUCCGAACAUUCUUGAAAACAAUGAAGCUCUUGAACUGUUGAAGUCUGCCAUCGAGAAGGCCGGUUAUCCUGAUAAGAUCAUCAUCGGAAUGGAUGUUGCAGCAUCCGAGUUCUUCAGAGCUGGUAAAUAUGAUCUGGACUUCAAAUCCCCUGAUGACCCGAAGCGUCACAUCACUGGAGAUCAGCUGGGAGAUCUGUACAAGAGUUUCAUUAAGAACUACCCAGUUCAGUCCAUCGAGGAUCCGUUUGACCAGGAUGACUGGGAAAACUGGUCCAAGUUCACGGGCUCAGUGGACAUUCAGGUGGUGGGAGAUGAUCUGACUGUGACCAAUCCCAAACGGAUCCAGCAGGCCUGUGAGAAGAAAGCCUGCAACUGUCUGCUGCUUAAAGUCAACCAGAUCGGCUCGGUCACGGAGUCCAUCCAGGCUUGUAAACUGGCUCAGUCAAACGGUUGGGGUGUGAUGGUGAGCCAUCGAUCAGGUGAGACUGAAGACACUUUCAUCGCUGACCUGGUUGUCGGUCUCUGCACAGGACAGAUUAAGACCGGCGCCCCCUGCAGGUCAGAGCGUUUGGCAAAGUACAACCAGCUAAUGAGGAUUGAAGAAGAGCUCGGUGAAAAGGCCAAGUACGCAGGCAAAGAUUUCCGCCACCCAAAAAUCUAAACGACCCUCUUCAUCAUGAAUAUAAAAACAGUGCAUCCAGUGUUAUUUUUUGCUUUUUUUGGCAAGGGACAAAUAAUAAAACAAACAAAGAAAGCA